AUGCAAUGCAUUGUACUUUCCUCUGUUUGGAGAAGAACAAUAGCUGUGUGUCAGACCUGUCUGGUGGGUUGAAUAACUAUAAGAACUCCUCCAAGAUCGUUGAGCCUGUCAGACUGGCGUGAAGAAUCGGCCUGAAUCACACCGUACGCUCUCAAUAGUAAUCAUGGCCUGCUGGUCCCUGUACAUGUUGCUGCUGCUGUUGUCCUGUGAUGUGACCUUGACGAAGAAAAAGAAAACGGAAAAAAAAGAAACCAAUACUCUCUCAAGAGGAUGGGGGGAUGACAUCAACUGGGUAGAGACAUAUGAAGAGGCUCUGGAAAACGCAAAGGAGAGUAACAAACCACUGAUGGUUAUUCAUCACUUAGAAGAUUGCCCAUACUGCCAAGAUCUGAAAAAGGCUUUUGCGGAGAACGAAUCCAUUCAGAAAAUGGCCAAAGAAGAUUUCAUCAUGCUCAAUUUACUGAAUGAAACUUCCGAUCCUAAUAUGGCUCCUGACGGCUAUUAUGUCCCCAGAAUUCUUUUUGUUGAUCCCUCGCUGACCGUGCGCGCCGACAUCAUUAGCAAGUACUCCAACCGCAAGUACACCUAUGAACCUGGGGACAUGGAUUUCUUGAAGGAGAACAUGGUCAAAGCCAAGAAGCCGUAUCACACGGAGCUGUAGUGAGAUCAGGGCUGAUCACACAGCAGUAUGACAGACGGAUGAAAAGAUCUGAGACCGAAACUGCUAGUCGUUCUAACAGACUGUUCAAGUAUCAGACGGAGGACAAGCUGGACACUGAGCUGUUCACUGAAUUGCGAUUGAACAUCUUCAUGCGUAUCAGUUGUAUGCUCAGGUGUAUUCUAGCAUGGAUGUGUUUAUUACAACUAACUGAAAUGCUGAUAUCCUGACAAAUAAAAAUUACUGAACAGUUAAUUCA
This is a messenger RNA of Hemibagrus wyckioides, 917 nucleotides long. RefSeq names its product anterior gradient 1 (gene agr1). The record is from RefSeq and is a predicted model, not a curated record. The coding region runs from base 164 to 661 and encodes 165 amino acids. NCBI's taxonomy places the organism in Eukaryota, Metazoa, Chordata, Actinopteri, Siluriformes, Bagridae. Gene Ontology annotation, cellular component: endoplasmic reticulum. The transcript is spliced from 8 exons.